UAGAGUUCCUCAGCAAUCAGGAAAAUGUCAACCAAGACGCGUGACGAAGCGCUUAGUUUAAUUUUAAACAAAGUCAAACUUUUGAAGCUGCAGCCAGGCGCCCAUGGACCGUUAACAAAAAUUUUAAUUGCAAUAUUCACGAUUUCUCGUAUGAUUCAACUGUAUUAUGCAAUAAAACUUAUCUCUUACAACACCAGUGACCUUCUCCUUAUGGCAAAUGGUGCAAAAACUGUUGCAAUCAUGUGUCAGGGAGUUAAAAUAAUAGUACUAAUGCGUGAAAACGAUUUCAAUUCUCUGCUUGAAAGUAUGGAUCACUUUUGGUACUCGGAGGAAGUAGAAAAAAUGUAUAAAAUAGCCAAACUGUUUACAAUGGCUUUCAUUAAUUUUGUGUACGUUGCUUUUAUUUUUGUUAUUGCUUUACCAAUCGUGCUGGGUUACUAUCCGUUUAUUGCAGACUUUCCGAAAUUCCCGGGUUCCUUCAUAAUCUUUGCUCUAGCACAGGGCUUUCAACUCUUAUUCGAUGUGAUUGUGGUUCUGGCUGUAGACAGUCUGUUCCUGUGUGUAGCUUUCUUUGUUUAUCCACAAUUUAAAAUGUUGAACAACAGACUCGAAAAACUUGCGACAAACGAAGAAAUUAUGUAUGAAGAAGCGCGUAUCUGCAUUCGCCACCAUAAAUUCUUACUGAAGUUCGUUAAAAAGUUUGCCAACAUGUUUAUUUCGGCUUUAUUAGGACAAUACUGUAUUACUAUAAUAAGCGUGUGCAUUGAAAUUUUCUUCUUUACAAAGCAAAGCGCCUUUAAUAUGCUGGUUAGCUCAUUUUAUUUAAUAGCAUUAUUAUUUCAAUUGUCGCUGUAUUGCUUUCCAGCAGAUUUAGUAACUCAAGAAGCUUUAAAUACUGGCGGUGCAAUAAUCAACUCCAAUUGGUACAAUCAUCCAAAGUUUGCUAAGAUUUUUGUUCAAAACAUUGUUCAACGAGCACAGAAAAAAGUUAUAUUUUCUGCUGGUGGAUUAGUAGAAAUUAAUCGUGUUGCAUUUACUAUGAUAUUCAAGUGGACCUUAUCUUGUUAUACAUUAAUGCGUGAUAUUGAAAAAAUGAUGACUUAGUUUAAGUAUUAUAUCUAUAUUGGUAGAUAUAGAUCACCACC
This is a messenger RNA of Dalotia coriaria, 1145 nucleotides long. RefSeq names its product odorant receptor 42b-like. Gene Ontology annotation, biological process: detection of chemical stimulus involved in sensory perception of smell; sensory perception of smell. The transcript has 6 exons. Lineage: Eukaryota; Metazoa; Arthropoda; Insecta; Coleoptera; Staphylinidae. Gene Ontology annotation, molecular function: olfactory receptor activity; odorant binding. The record is from RefSeq and is a predicted model, not a curated record. Bases 25 to 1104 code for a protein of 359 amino acids. Gene Ontology annotation, cellular component: plasma membrane.